Momordica charantia (bitter melon) is the source of this 1403-nucleotide messenger RNA. Its product is annotated as Chaperone DnaJ-domain superfamily protein. NCBI's taxonomy places the organism in Eukaryota, Viridiplantae, Streptophyta, Magnoliopsida, Cucurbitales, Cucurbitaceae. The record is from RefSeq and is a predicted model, not a curated record.
GGAGAGGAGGCCCAUGGGCACCGGUAGAAAUUUGGGCCAUAUGUGCUUUUCUUCCAUGUUUAGAAAUCACUGCAACGAGCACAAGCAAUUGCAGAGAAGCCUCCUCCUCGGAGCCGAAUUCGGCGCCAAUCUUUCUCAAUCCUUCAAUUCAACUCCAUUUUCUGCCCAUCAAACGCCCCCGACGACUGCACUACAUUAACAUUCUCUUCAAUCCUUAUUCUUUGUUUCAGCUUUUCAAUUCCCAAUGCUAAUACCCAGAUUUCGAACUUCCCUAAUUCUCAACAAAUCCUUAAUCGGGUCCACUUCCGCUGCAACCCAUGUCGCAUUUUUCCACUCCACGCCCGCCUCCUGCGACAAAUGGAAGAACAAUUGGAGAUUCGAUGGUGAAAAGGGAAAGGAGCCGUCAAAGAAUUAUGUUAGAUAUGUAACCCGUCAAAGGCGUGCUGAUGCAAAAAAGGCUCUAAAGGACCUCCUCUACAACAAUGGAUCUACCUUUCAGAAUAAGGAAUCAAAGUGGAGUCUUGGUGGUCGCUGGUCUACUGAGGAGUCAUCCGAUCAAUCAGGUAGCUGCGAUAAGAAAGAACGAGCAAAGUCUUCAAUGCGACAUAUGGGAAAAUCCCAGCAUAAGAAAACAAAACGCAAGUUCAGAAGAGAGAGUUUCUAUGAUGACUUCGACAACGAUUCCGAAACAGUCUUUCACACCAGAUUUGGCAAUAGAUCAUAUGCUUGGUCCUUUGGCUCAUGUAAGGAGUCCUCUGAAAAUUCAGCAUUUGGUUUCGAGUGGACACAGCCUCCGAACUGGAAGAACCGAAGAGCUGCAGAAUGGGAUAAUUCAAGUGAUUGUGAAUCUGAUGAAGAGACCACUGAUGUAGGAUCAUGUUCCGAUAGAACCAUUCUUGGUUUGCCACAAAAAGGUCCUUUGAAGAUAGAAGAUGUUAAAACCGCGUUCCGCUUAUCUGCUUUAAAAUGGCAUCCUGAUAAACAUCAAGGAUCUUCCCAGGCAAUUGCUGAAGAGAAAUUCAAACUUUGUGUUAAUGCAUACAACUCCUUGUGCUGCGCACUAUCUCCAGGUUAAGCUGCAGGUGUGCUCUAACUUGUAACAAAUUGAACUGCAACAACCAUCGAUUUCAAAAGAUAAUUUAUUAUAAGGUUAUAUAUAGUCUAUAUUUCAAUUAAAAAAAAAAAAACCUUCUUGGAAUAAUGGAUGCAUUUGCAUUCUUCAAAUUUUUUAAACUAAGGUGAUUCCAUUGCCAUUCUUUGAGGAUAUUCUGGGAAUUUAUGUAUUAUUUAUGGCUUAGGAUUUUAGUUUUUGUAGCAGUUCUAUGAGAUGGAUCACUGUUGUACUUGUAACUACAAUCAUACACAUACUAGUUUUGGCCAAUUUAAAAGAAUUUUUGGUGUAA